AUGGACAGAGACCCAAAGGUCUCAGGGAGGAUCUAUCCAACCGGAGGCUCUAAUGAAGCAAGCAAUGGCUGUAGCAGUGACAACUCAGACUCUGACACUCAACAGCUUUUAGAGAGCUUGUCCCAAGGACAAAGGGCAUCCUGCAGCUGUACAGGCAGCCACCCUCUCAGCAGUCAGCACAGGAGACGGGGACAGUUUCCAUGCCCAGCCAAGAGAAGUAUCAUCAGGCUCAUCUGUAACAUGAUGGUGCUGAUCGCAAUAAUGCCAUUUUGCCUUCUCAAAAAGCUCUACUGCAAUUUAGUAAGUAGGAGCUUUGCUGGGAAAAUGGUGUUUUGGGUGACCCUGUUCACAUUGCUUUUUGGAGUUAUCUAUGUUAGACUGUUUGAUGGAGAGAUGUUUCAGCUUGAUGAAUGGAGAGAAUGCUCCAUUUGUGAUCUCAUUCUGGGUGAAACCAAGGAUCUGAGGUCCCUAAUGAAAGCUAAUCGCAUUUUGGAAAGAAAGGUGCUUCAGCUUACAGUUGUGAAGGAAGAGAUGAUGGAAGAGUUGAACAAGCUGCAGUCACAACUUCAUGGUCUUCAACUGGGACUAAAGGCAAUCAGCUAUCAAGCUGUCGGUGAAGCAUUAGAAGGGUACACCAGCAAAGGCAUAACAAGAUGGAGUGCUGAAAAGAUAAUAAACCAGUUACUUAAAAAGCUGGAUGAAGAUGAUGUUCAAAUGCCCGAUUACGCCCUCCAAUCAGCAGGUGCCAGCAUUGUUCAUUCCAGAACGACCAGGAGCUACCGCCAUGAUGGAGGAAAUUAUUUCUGGAUGUCAUUCCUUGUAUUUCCUUUUGUGAAGUCUCCAGACAUAAUUCUUCAGCCUAAGACCCAGCCUGGAGAGUGCUGGGCUUUCCCUGGACAUCAAGGUGAAACCAUUGUCAAGCUAGCCAUGGAAGUGAUUCCAAGAGCUGUUACAAUACAACAUAUAUCUAAAAAAGUUUCCCCCACGGGAGAGAUCUCCAGUGCUCCCAAAGAUUUUUCUAUUUUUGGACUAAAAGAGGAAGAUGAGGAGCAGGGAAAUUUCUUGGGCCAAUAUGCUUAUGAUGCUGAUGGAGAUUUAAUUCAAACAUUCCAACUGAAGAAUGAAUUUUCUGAAUAUAUGAGCCACGUGCAACUGAAAGUGCUGAGCAACUGGGGCCACCCAAACUACACUUGCAUUUACCGCUUCAGGGUACAUGGUGAUCAAUAG
Molecule: messenger RNA, 1227 nt
Organism: Varanus komodoensis (Komodo dragon)
Lineage: Eukaryota; Metazoa; Chordata; Lepidosauria; Squamata; Varanidae
Product: SUN domain-containing protein 3-like
Exons: 1
Coding region: 1-1227 (408 amino acids)
Biological process (GO): nuclear envelope organization
Cellular component (GO): nuclear envelope; meiotic nuclear membrane microtubule tethering complex
Molecular function (GO): protein-membrane adaptor activity
Source: RefSeq, a predicted model, not a curated record